Messenger RNA from Lepidothrix coronata (blue-crowned manakin), 1959 nucleotides. Its product is annotated as protein eva-1 homolog C-like. Gene Ontology annotation, molecular function: carbohydrate binding. Bases 8 to 1261 code for a protein of 417 amino acids. The record is from RefSeq and is a predicted model, not a curated record. The transcript has 7 exons. Lineage: Eukaryota; Metazoa; Chordata; Aves; Passeriformes; Pipridae.
CAGAGAAAUGAGCCAUUGUCCCCGCGCAGUGCCAGCCCCGCCAGCCACCACCGCGGACCCGGCCGGCACAGGCUGCCUGGUGGGACACAGCGGCUGUGCCAUGGCCAGGCUGGUGGGGCCAGCAGCAAUCCUGGUCCUCCUCUGCCUGGCCGUGGGUCUGGAGGCCAGCCCGGAGCUCUCCGGGUACCUGCGCAAGGUGCUGAGGAACCACACUGCUCACACCUGCGAUGGAGAGCAGCUCCUCAUCGUCUGCCCUCGCAAAACCACCAUCAGCAUCCUCGGUGCCUUCUACGGGCGCCGUGUGCCCAGCACCAACCUCUGCCCCAGCCCUGGCAACGCCUCCCAGGAGAGCACAGAGUGCACGUCGGGAACCGCCCACCUGAAGCUGCUGGCUGAGUGCCAGGACAAGCAAUGGUGCCAGUUCUCAGUGCACAGCCAAGUCUUUGGGCCAGACCCGUGCCCUGGGACGCACAAGUACCUCAUCACUUCCUACAAGUGCCGGCCAGGGAACCAUCGGAUCAAGACCGUGUGUGAGAAUGACAAGCUUAGGCUGCAGUGCCGACCAAAAUCCAUCCUGGCCAUUUAUUCUGCAAAUUAUGGACGAUUCCUGCGGGGCAAACCCGAGUGUGAUGCCCUGAAUACUGGGGGACCCCAUAUAGAGUGCUUGGCUCCAGACGCCCUGCGCAGGGUGUUCAAGAAGUGCCACCGCAAGGGGAACUGCACCGUGGCUGCUGACGAGGCCACCUUUGGGGACCCGUGCCUCCCCGGCAUGAAGAAGCAGCUGCGAGUCUCUUACACCUGUGUGCCCAAGCAGCUGCUGGAGGAGGUGGGCCCUGACACCUCGGACCCCUUCCUGCUCUCGGACUACAUGCACGGUGUCCCAGAGAAAGUCGGCCUCUACUUUCUUUGCGGGGUCUCAGGAGGCCUCAUGCUGCUGCUGUGUAUCGUCAGCCCCAAAACAGCCUUCCUGCAGGAGGUGGGGGAGGCUCUCAAAGACCCAGAGCUGGGGAGCAGCUCAGAGCUGGGCAGGACCAAGCUGCGGGAUGAGCAGGAUGAAGACCUUCCUGACGACAGCUCCUCAGACUCCUCCUUCCGCCGCCUCACCCGCACCUACCGGGCCACCGACAGCAUCUUCAGCCCUGAGCUGACAGCAGCCAUGGAGGGAGCGGUGGAUCACCAGGGCUACGGCGGGGAGGAGAUCUGGAUGCCCAAGGAGUCCAGCCCGUAUGCCAUCCAUAAGAUCAAAUCAGCCACCAAAUAAGGACUGGAAGAAAAUGGGUGGGGAGCAGCAGGGGGUGCAGGCUCAGCAGUGGGACCCGACAUCAGAGACAUAAGAGUUUGGGCUCCGUGAGGUGACUGCACAUCCCGAGCCGCAGCAGAGUCACGGCAGCUCCAGUGUAUCCAUCAGCCCACUACUCCACCAGCCUGGAAACCUCUAACCUGGGGGUGAGAUGCGGUCCCUGGUUGUGAUGAGGGGCUGUGGGAUGGCUCCUUUGCCACAGACACGCCGCUAACCCUAAGCUAACCUCCCUGUUCUUGGCUCGCAUCAUGUGGCUCUAGUGUUUAACCCUGCUCAGCCGAGCCCACCCUCAGCGGGUGUUUGCUCCCAUUUCUCCUUGGGUGUUGGCUUCCACCCCUGGUGCUGCAAACACAUCCUGUACUCAAGGAGCGUAGAUAGAGAGGCAGGAAUGGCCAGGACGUGGUGGGGAUGCAGGUGGAGCAGAUGGGCAAGCACAGGGGGCAUCACGCAGCACAGCUCCACCAAGGUGCAUGCCAUGCAGCCCUGGUGCCCUAGGGGAGUUGCUCCCUGGGCUGGAGCAGCUCAGCACAGCACUGGCUCUCACCUCCCUGAGGGCAUUCUGGAACUCUGUCACCCUGCCUUGCUCUGUGCUUUCCUUCGUGCUUUCCCCACUGUCAGGAAAGCCCCUGGCUUAACUUGCUGGGGGUUUUUCCAAUAAA